GCCAAGGGGACAAUCUCUUAGCGCCGGGGCCCCCUGCCUGGCCUGCGGGCCGGGGAGGCGCUGAGCGUGCCCAUCUCCCCCCCGGAUUCCUGGCACGCGGUCAUGGGCGCGGAAGCAGCCCCCAGCUGUCGGCCGGGUGCAGGGCGCUCCCUCGUCCCCGAGGGGCAGCAUCCAGUGGCAGCCAGCGCUCGCCCGCCCGCCCCGCUCCGCCCUUCCGGGCCCCCGCGCCCUCUGGGCAUCGCCUUCCAGUCCCCAGGCCUGGAGAGCAGAGGGGCGUGCGCGGGUUGGCUGGCGUCCAGGACGCCGAUGCGGUGGUGGCGCCGCGCCCUACACAGUGCACACAGCAGCGCAGCGAGCCGAGUGCAGGCAGCCCCGGCUCAGAUUUCUGAAGCCAGUUGGAGUGAAAGAAACCCAUCCCAUCUCACCUCCGGGAAGGAACCUUUUCUGACCAUGUCUUCCAUAGCCAUUGCUGAACCAGAUGGGGAUGAGCAGGACAGGGGUGCCAGCAAGCUCAUUUUCUUCCUCUUUGUCUUUGGCGCUGUCCUGUUGUGUGUGGGACUCCUGCUCUCCAUCUUUGGGUACCAGGCAUGCCAAUAUGAACCUCUCCCAGACUGCAACAUGGUGCUGAAGAUUGCUGGGCCCUCAUGUGCAGUGAUAGGGCUCGGUGCUGUGAUCCUGGCCCGCUCCCGGGCAAGACUUCAGCUCCUGGUGAGAAGGCGGCAAGGCAACCAGGUCGACUCUGACCAAGCUUUCCUCUGUGGAGAGAGCCGCCAGUUUGCCCAGUGCCUGAUCUUUGGGUUUCUGUUUUUGACAAGUGGCCUGCUCGUUAGCAUCCUGGGCAUUUGGGUCCCUGGAUGUAGCUCAGACUGGGCACAGGACCUGCUGAAUGAGACGGACACUAUCAGUGCAGAGCCCCAGAUCUGUGGGUUCCUUUCCCUGCAGAUCAUGGGGCCUUUGAUUGUGCUCAUGGGAUUGUGUUUCUUUGUGGUUGCCCAUGUUAAGAAGAAAAACAACUUGAGUGUGAGCCAGGAUGCCUCUGAAAGUGAAGAGGGACAUGGCCCCAGCACAGAGCCUGUCCAGGUCACUGUAGGUGACUCGGUGAUAAUAUUCCCGCCCCCUCCACCACCAUACUUUCCUGAGUCUUCCACAUCUGCAGGAAGUCAAAGUCCUGGGGCCAACAGCUUGCUGCCCACUGACAGCCCUCCUCCCUAUUUCAGCCUUUUCAGCCAUGGGACCUCAGCCCUUGAGAACCAGGACACAGCCCAUGAGCAAGAGCAUGAAUUUGUAUACACCAUUUCUGGGCCUCACUCGCCUCCUGAGAUCACACAUGCUCCGAGAGUUUUAUUGGAAUUGCCCCCGAGAUAUGAGGAGAAAGAAACUCCCACAGCCACAUCUUUGUCUCUACCUUCUGAGCUUUCUGCACCAUGAACUUUGGACUCCAGGGCAGUUUUAUAUAUCAUGGGACACUUUUAUUUAACUUGUUUUUUAAUAAAAAAAAAUGUGAUAGCUUUGGCUGUGUUCCCAUUUUCUGGUACAAUGUCCACAGAAGUGACCAACCUUCCAGGUUAGAUUCCAGAUUAUGGGAAAAGCAUUGUCCCUGCUGGCCAGACAUGGCACACUGUCUUCUCAGUCUUGGGAGUAGGUAGGGUUAUUUUUAUGGGUGGAUAAAGAAACAGGUUCAGAGAGGCUAAUUGACUUCUUCAGGGUCACACAGCUUCUACAUGAUGAGGUUGGGUUUUGAACCAAUCCGUUUUCUGAAAUUCAGCCUCCUGUCACUACUUUGUGCUGUCACAGGCCAACAGAAGUUAAUGUCUAGCUUGCUACAUUCUGUCUCCAGUGUUACUUGCUUUUGGAGCAGAGAAACAAGAUUAUAGACAUUCCUUAUUUAACAAGCAAGUUCUGUUUGUGUGACUAGGUCAGUAAAUGAAUUGGUUGCUAAGUGAGGAAUUGUAUAUAGUAUGUACAAUAUGCAGAACAAAGAAAUGGUCAAAGGAAACUCCAACUUGAUGACUUUGCUUCUAUUUGCAUAACUCUUACAUGCAGUACUGUAAUGUAUAACAAAAGGAA
Messenger RNA from Heterocephalus glaber (naked mole-rat), 2067 nucleotides. RefSeq names its product transmembrane protein 171 (gene Tmem171). NCBI's taxonomy places the organism in Eukaryota, Metazoa, Chordata, Mammalia, Rodentia, Bathyergidae. The record is from RefSeq and is a predicted model, not a curated record.